Messenger RNA from Ambispora leptoticha, 867 nucleotides. The record is from the annotation of a GenBank genome assembly. Lineage: Eukaryota; Fungi; Glomeromycota; Glomeromycetes; Archaeosporales; Ambisporaceae.
AUGAGUAAGUUAAAUAGGCCUCGAGGUACUCAAGAUAUUUAUCCCUCCUCUUCUCUUCUUUACCAAAAAAUUCAACAAAUAAUUAGUAAAUUAUUGCAGAAAAACAAUUAUCAAUUAGUAAUUUUUCCUACUUUUGAGAAUGCUGAAUUGUUUACUAAUUCUUUAGGAUCUACUACUGAUAUUAUUCAUAAAGAAAUGUUUACUUUUUCCGAUCGAAAAGGUAGGUUAUUAGCCUUGAGGCCAGAAGGUACUGCUAGCGUAGUGCGGAUGGUUUGUGAGAAUAAAUUGAUUCAGGAAGGAGUUGAGUUAAUUAAUGCUAAAGGAGUAGUUGCUGAUUAUCAAUUACUGAAAUUAGUUGUUGAUAUUUUUUAUGAAUUAGGAAUUACAGAGUUUACUUUUAGUUUAAAUUAUCUAGGAGAUAAUGAAACCAAGGAAAACUAUAAAAGUGAACUAAAAAGUUUUAUUGAGGCUAAGGAUAUAGAUCUGUGCAAAAAUUGUCAAGCGAGAUAUCAAAAUAACCCUUUGCGGAUACUUGACUGUUCGAUUUAUCAACUUUUGAAAAAGUUUAAUUUUCCUUACACUUAUGAUUAUAGUCUAGUACGAGGAUUAGAUUAUUAUACUGGGCUAGUUUUUGAAGCUAGUCUAGGAGAAAAUAAGGCAUUGCUGGGAGGAGGACGCUAUGAUAAACUUUACCAAGAAAUAGGAGACAUUGAUGUUCCUGCUCUUGGUUUUGCCAUCGGAAUUGAUCGUUUAAUUAAUUAUUUAGAGACCUCUGGAUUGAGUUCGAAGUUAUUGGAAAAUUUUAACAAAAUUGACGUUUUUUUCUUCUUGUCUGUUCCAGAAUUUUAUCCGGACGUUUUAGAUUGA